Molecule: messenger RNA, 1299 nt
Organism: Ostreococcus tauri
Lineage: Eukaryota; Viridiplantae; Chlorophyta; Mamiellophyceae; Mamiellales; Bathycoccaceae
Product: Protein of unknown function DUF760
Exons: 1
Coding region: 1-1299 (432 amino acids)
Source: RefSeq, a predicted model, not a curated record
AUGACGCGGAUGACGACGAUUCCGGCGAGUUCGUCGAGCGCGACGCGACGUGGGUCGAUCGGUUCGACGCGAGGUGGACGUUUGGGAUCGAUGUCGACGCGGUGGGGGAUGACGUCGAGUCGAGGAGCGAGGGCGGCGUCGAUGGGGUCGAGCGGCGGCGGCGACGAGACGGCGGCGGCGGCGGCGGCGGCGGCGGCGGCGGCGAGCUACGUCCCGAAGACGGCGACUCGAUCGUUGCGCGGAGUGGAGUGUCGAACCGAACUUGGGAUGUCACUGGCGGAGACGUACGAGCUUCGAGGGAACGAGGCGUUCGAAGAGGCCUCGGGACGAGCGCUCAAGGGGUUGGUGGACGAGGGGUUCACGGCGGGCGAAGGGCUGGAGACGGACGAGUGCGACAUGGACUGCGUCAUCGGACGAACGGCGCUGACGAGGAUGGAGGUGGAGGACAUCAUGUAUCUCAAGGCGGCGCGCGUGGUGCUUGAGGCGGGAGGGGACGAUAGCGAGAGCGCGAGCGAACGUCGUGGGCGGUUCCGCCUAGCGCAUCGGUGUCAGCGAUUGCAGAGUGUCCUCCCCAAGGGCUCGGACGAGUUCAUGAUCAACCUCGUUUUACGAGUACUUGAGAACGUUUCGAAGAACUCCAAACAAGUUGGAUUGACGCACUCGGUGACGACGUCCACGCUGGCGGACGUUUAUCUCAAGUGCGCGUCAUUCGGGUACUUUUUGCAGGCGAGCCAACGAAGGUUCGAGCUCGAGCAUGCGAUGUCGGCGAUGAUGGAGUUCGUGCAUCUCGAUACUGUUGGGUACUCGGGCAAGAUGCCACGAUACCGCGUGCUCAGGAGCACUUUACAGGCGAUGCAGGAGGAAACACCGAGCGGGAAGAAGAAUAAACGCGUCUCGGGAUACGAGGUACCCGUGCUGUUGCGUGUUCCGAAUGGAUUCCCGCUUCGAAAUAAUCUCAUCACGCUGAAGCAGUACGUCGACGAGAUGGGACCACAAGCGCGCGCGCACGCGGCACGCUUCGCCUCCGUCGAGGCGGCCGAGGUGCUGCAGUUGCAUGUCUCGCUGCUCUUUGCGGGCGACAGAGACUGCGUUCUGACGAGCUUGGGUCAGUAUCGUCGCAAACCGCACAGAAGCGUCGACGACGACACCACAGACGAACGCAUCACUGUGCACGUAAAUCAGCUUAAGCACAUCGUGCUAGAGGCGUGCGCGUUCGGCGCUUCGUUAGCGAAAACCGAGCGCUCCAUCGACGCUGAGACGGGGAGUUUAGAAUCGAAACCUCUCUUGACGCGGAUAUAG